Capronia coronata CBS 617.96 is the source of this 312-nucleotide messenger RNA. RefSeq lists its product as uncharacterized. The transcript has a single exon. The record is from RefSeq and is a predicted model, not a curated record. Bases 1 to 312 code for a protein of 103 amino acids. NCBI's taxonomy places the organism in Eukaryota, Fungi, Ascomycota, Eurotiomycetes, Chaetothyriales, Herpotrichiellaceae.
AUGUGCUUCAGGACUGAAAUCAACGACCCAACCCAACAGCCUGUCCGCAUAUCACAGUCGGAAGUGACGGGCGAAGAUGGGAAGCAAGUCAGUAGUGCCUCUGGGCAAACAGAGGACGGGAAGAAGGAGCAAUCCAACGUGGCCGGACACAGUAAGGGACAUAAGACGCACGAGGCCAUGUCAGACACCGAAAUCAAACCAGCCACAACAUCCGAGACUGCUCGACCAGUACGAACUGACAGAAUGAGGCGACGGGGUAAUACAAGCAGCAUGCUGGCCCUCUCAAUGGACUUUGGAGCUUCGCCAGUGUGA